Molecule: messenger RNA, 1230 nt
Organism: Panicum hallii
Lineage: Eukaryota; Viridiplantae; Streptophyta; Magnoliopsida; Poales; Poaceae
Exons: 5
Coding region: 368-919 (183 amino acids)
Molecular function (GO): protein binding
Source: RefSeq, a predicted model, not a curated record
AACAUAGGGCCUCGCGCUGCCAUCUGCCUUCCAGACCCGAGUCCCCCACUCGCUCGUCCGGGGCACGGGCACCACCGCUUUUACCAGCUCCUGACGCGUCGCCGCCGACCGCAACACCGCCGGCGAGGCGGCCCCCUCUCCCUCUCCGUCCCGGCCGGAUCCUCCACCCGGGCCGCGCCCUCUCUGGGUCCAGCGGGGGGGCAGAGAUCCGCUCGCGCGAGGACUGGUCCCUUCUUGGGUUGGGGGUCUUCUUCUCCAGCGGGCGAGAUCGACACUGGUUGGCAUUGACUGGAGCACUUCGUGGCUGGUUUGGGUGUGCGGUUUACACUCCAGGAAAUUUGGGGGGGUUUGGUUCGGCUGAACCCCCAUGGCCCAGGCGAGGUCUGCUUCUGGGAAGAAGGAGGUGGGCCGGGGACGGUCGCCGGAGCCGCUCGAUUUCUUCAUCUGGACUGUCGAGGCUGUAGUUUGGGAGAAUUGGCUAGGAGAUUUGGGAAAGUGGAAUCUGUCAUGUUGCGUUCUCCCUUUGAUGAUCCUUGUCUUCAGAUUUUGCUUCUGCUCUGGAGUAGAGAGUUAUGCACUCCUACGUUUUUACCAGGAUGUUGGAUUAUGGCUGGAAGAAAUAAACCUUGGUGGCUACAGACAAGUAUUUGAAGAAAAUGGUGUGAAUGGGGAAUAUCUGGAAAGCUUGUCCAUGUUUACUACUGAGCAGAUUCUGCGGUUUAUCAGGCGGUGCCAUAUGAAAUGGGGAGACUUUAUCACACUGUGCAAAGAGUUGAGGCGCAUUAAAGUCGCCUGCCUGAAGGGUGAGCAAGAAGUCCGGCGGCCAUGGUGGGCACCGUCAUGCCUCUCCGUGGUGUUUGUGAGGGCGGCCAAGCAGAACAGGAAGUCUCGGGUUGUCUCCUUGAAGCUGGAACCCUGAUGCUCGUAAAGCACCUUGAAUCAUUGCCUGCACUCUUCUCCUCCAGCUCCAUUGGGGGAAAGCCUGCCCGCACACCAUCGUGCGCUAGUUCUAAGUGGUCUGAGAGCUGUUUUGGUGUGAGAGCAUCAUGCUUUACUAUGUACAACUAGUCUCUUAUCCUUCACUUGAUCUGCUGUUCUUCAUAUAUAGGUUUGGAAUAGUAACCUGAUGUAGACAAAGAAAGAAACAUAUGUUGUGCAGAUGGUCCCGGUAAGAUCUGCUGCUUAAAUUUUUCCUGAGUUGUUAUGCAUUUGCAGUGCUAAGAAUUGGCC